Molecule: messenger RNA, 5781 nt
Organism: Thalassophryne amazonica
Lineage: Eukaryota; Metazoa; Chordata; Actinopteri; Batrachoidiformes; Batrachoididae
Product: neural cell adhesion molecule L1.1-like
Exons: 29
Coding region: 380-4273 (1297 amino acids)
Biological process (GO): cell-cell adhesion; brain development
Molecular function (GO): cell-cell adhesion mediator activity
Source: RefSeq, a predicted model, not a curated record
AGAGACAGAGCUCAGAUGGGUGUGUUUUAUGUGCCACUGCAGCAUCAGUGUGGAUAAGAAAAAACACGACUGAGCAGACAGGACAGGAAGACAGAGACAGCAAGGACAGGCAUUCCCGUGACAAGGGGACAGACAGCGUGAAAAGCGAGAGACGCAUCACCUGCAGAGUGGCAGUGAGCAGCCGGACCUGAAGGGGGGGCUCCAUUUGGAUGUGCACCAAUCCACUUAAAACAGUCUUCUUUAUCCGCCCUCUCCAGAGGGUCUGGGAGGUCCCCGGAGUGUGUGUCUGGUUGUGCGUACAAAGUGAGAGGGUGUGUGUGUUUUUGUGUGUUGAUGAGUGUGUGGGUGUGUCGUGUCACUUUUGAUGGGACACUGAGAGAUGUGUAUGUCACAGCGUCGGUGGACGGGCUAUAGGGGGCCACAGUCCCCUGCCCUCCUCCUGAUCCUCGUCCUGCUUCCUUCAUUCUUCUCCACUGCUCCGUUUGCUCAGGGACAUAUCGAAAUCCCCAAAGACUAUAAAGUACUGAACAUGUCAGAGCCUCCAGUACUGAUACAGAUGCCGACAUCAUACACAGCUUUUUCUCAAGAGGACAUCAAUAUGAACUGUGAGGCCAGUGGUAACCCGACGCCCACUUUCCGCUGGGUGAAGGAUGGCAAGAUGUUUGGGCCUGAGCUUAAUGGGUCUGGGUCGGUGCGAGCCGAGGAGGACGAGCUGCUCGAGUCUUACGAAGGCUUCUACCAGUGUUACGCCUCCAACAUGCUGGGCACUGCAGUGACACAAACCAUUCAGGUCAUCGUUGAGCCUCAACCAGUUCUUUUGAAACAGCAAAAACAACAUACCAAAGCUUACGAGGGAGAAAGUAUCAUCCUGACCUGCAACCCCCCAGAAAGCUCCACUCCUCCGGACAUCCACUGGAUGGAUAAGAAGAUGGUGCACAUCAGCAAGAGUGGCAGAGUCACGGUUGGUCGAGAUGGGAACUUGUACUUUUCUAACCUUCUCAAAAGUGACACCAGGGAUGACUACAUCUGCAAUGCUCAGUAUACAGCAGCCAGAAUCAUCCUCCCAGCAGCGUCCGUCUCCCUCACCGUCUUGCUUAGUAAUGAGGUGGUUCGUGGUAGGAAACCUGAAUUCUUCCUUCUAAGUGGUCCUCACACUCAUAUUCUGGCCCUCAGGAAGCAGAGUUUGACUCUCGAGUGUAUCCCCAAAGGCCUACCCACACCAAAGAUGGAGUGGAGGAAGAAGGACGGUAAUCUGGAUAAUACAGGGGGGAAGCUGGAAAAAUUUGACCGCUGGCUUAACUUUGACAGUAUCACCGAGGAUGAUGACGGAGAGUACGAGUGCAAAGCCUCCAACAGCCACGGCUCCACUUCACACUCCUUCAUUGUCACUGUAGAAGCGGCACCUUAUUGGCUGAAGGAACCUCAGAACCUGCGUUACGCUCCAGGUGAAACUGUCCGUAUGAACUGUCAGGCUGAAGGCAUCCCGAAGCCGAUCAUCACCUGGAGCAUCAAUGGUCAGCCACUCACAGAGGUAGAUGACGAUCCUCGUCGGAACGUGUCGGGCGGCGUGUUGAUACUGAGAGACGUUACAUUCGGGGACACCGCUGUGUAUCAGUGUGAGGCCACCAACAAGCACGGCUCCAUCCUCCUCAACACCUACCUCCAUGUCAUCGAGCUCCCGCCGCAGAUCCUGUCCUCUGACGGCAUGGUGUACAGGGUCACUGAGGGAGGAGAGGCCAAGAUGCACUGUGAAUCCUUUGGGUCUCCACGGCCGCACGUCACGUGGGAGGGUGAAGACAAUGUUCCACUUCUGUCGGAUCCUCGCAUCUCUCUGCUGACCAAUGGGACGCUUGAGCUGGUAAACGUCAGUUAUGAUGACAGGGGAGCCUACACCUGCUCUGUCAAACACACCAACAUCUCCAUUACUGCUCACCUGGAGGUGUUCAACCGAACAGUGAUAACCAGGGGCCCGCAGAACAUACGUGUACUCAGAGGAACCAACGCGCUGUUGGACUGUCUCUUCCACAAAGAUCGUCAGCUCCAUCAUUACCAGAUUGUCUGGAGGAAACGUGGAAGCAAAAUCCAGGAGUCGUCACCAGAUGACAAGUACACUAUAUUUGAGAAUGGCACCUUGAGAGUGACUGAUGUCCAGUCAGAUGACACCACGUCUUACUCUUGUGAGGUAAUCACUGAGCUGGACCGUGUGACAGCCCGCGGUUACAUCACUGUAGUAGCACGCCCGGAUCCUCCAAAAGAUCUGUCCCUGUCUGUGCCUGAUGCGAAGGGCCACAACCUCAUGCUCAGCUGGGUCCCAGGACCGUCACACAACAGCCCCAUCACUGAGUUCAUCGUGGAGGCUCGUGAGGAGCAGCACUUGGAUGAGGGGAAGUGGAGGUGGGAGAAGUGGAUGAAGGUUUCUGGAGACUUCAACCACUUGGAGCUGACCCUCCAGCCAUUCUGCACCUACCGAUUCCGGGUCAUCUCUGUAAAUGAGUAUGGCCACAGUGACCCCAGCCUGCCUUCAGAUUACUACAGCACACCCCCUGCUGUUCCAAGCAGUAACCCCACAGGUGUCCACAGUGAGUCCAAAGACCCCGGUACGAUGAUCGUUAUGUGGGAUGAGAUGAACAAGAUCUUACAUAAUGGUCAAGACUUCCAAUACAAGGUGUCAUGGCGACAGGCUGAUACAAAUGGGAAGAGCCAAGACUGGAAUCAUGGCUACGCCAAGAGCCCACCCUUCUUUGUAAACAACACGGGGACAUACACACGGUUUGACAUCAAGGUCCAAGCUGUGAAUGCACUGGGAGAAGGACCUUCACCUGUAUCUAAGAUCGGACACUCAGGGGAGGAUUUACCUCUGGAGGCCCCUGGUGGAGUUGCAGUGACAGUGAUAAAUAGUACAGUCAGAGUAAAAUGGAAUGAAGCUCAGAAGGUCCAGGGUCGGCUGCGGGGAUACAAGCUCUAUAUUAAGAGGUUGGGUCCUAAAGGGGUGCGGAGCCGGAGGUACCUUGGAAAGCAUCACCAUGCAGAGGGACGAGACAGACAGGAAAGAGUUGAUCCAGGAAACAGCAGAGAUGAGGACAAAGUGGUGGUUGUCCAUGGCAACAAGACGUCAGCGGAGGUCACGGGGCUGCGACUUUAUUCUCGAUAUGAGCUGUCUGUUACAGCCUUCAACAGCAAAGGGGAAGGCCCUCGAUGCCAGCCUGAAGUCUUCAGUACUCCAGAAGGAGCACCUGGCCCUCCUACAUCUUUAAGGUUUGAGAGUCCAACAGAAAAGUCACUUAUUCUCUACUGGACCCCUCCUGCUGAACCCAAUGGCAUCCUGCUGGGAUAUGUGCUGCAGUACCAACAGAAGGUGGAGAGCAGAGACAGUCUGGUGCAGAUGGAGAUCAUCAGCGAUCCCAGUGUGAAUCACUUUGAGUUGGACAAUUUAGAUCCCAGCAGUUAUUACAUCUUCACACUGAUGGCACGCACUGCUGCUGGAGAUGGACCUCCUAUCACUGAGAGCGGUGCCACCCUGCUGGAUGGAGUUCCUCCAUCAAAUAUCACCAUGGUGGCAGGAGACACGUCGGUCAACUUGAGCUGGGUGCCAGGAGAGCGAGACAGAAACCAUGGCUUCUCCAUCUAUUACCAAAGGAAGGGUGUAGGCAGGUCUACGGUUGAGGUGUCAGAGAUGGUGAACUCCACACAGGGUUUCUACUCACUGACAGGCCUCCAGCCGGGCUCUCAGUACCACUUUGUAAUUAAGCACGGAAACAACACGUACUGGGACAACGAAAUCCGAACAGCAGGACCAGAAGUGUCAGAAGUGGCCGGUGGUUUCGCAACCCAAAGUUGGUUUAUUGGACUUAUUAGCGCCAUUGUGCUGCUGAUUCUGAUCCUGCUCAUCCUCUUCUUAAUCAAACGCAGCAAGGGGGGCAAAUAUGCAGUGAAGGACAAGGAAGAUAAAGAAGGAGAUUCUGAAGCUCGGCCAAUGAAAGAUGAGACAUUUGGAGAGUACAGAUCUUUGGAGAGCGAUGGAGACGAGAAGCGUUCAGACAGCCAGCCGUCUCUGUGUGGGGACAGUAAGCUGGGGAGCGACGACUCUCUUGCUGAAUAUGGAGACAGUGUGGACAUCCAGUUUAACGAGGACGGCUCUUUCAUUGGCCAGUACAGUGGCAGAGGACCUGUUCCUCAAGGCAACGAAAGCUCUGGUCCCGCGUCACCUGUAAAUGCAGUUCCGCCUCCCCCUAUUGCUCCUUCCAUGUCAACCAUCCUGGACCGGCCCAGCUAGACACACAGAACACACACACACGCACACACACGUCAACACAAACACAAGCAAAAACCACACUCCACCCACGCACACACUGAAAGGCCAAAAGAGCCGCGACUCCACUGACUGUAAUGAUGUAGGUUACACUCCCGCUGUCAGUACAUUCCACAGGUUCAUGCAGUUUACAGGACAUGUCCCCGCAUGCGUUUAUGCACACGUCAACAUUUAAAUAUCCACACGGUACGUAACACCCGUCUCUUUAAGGAAGGAAGGAGAGGUGGACGGCUGAUGAGGAGUGAGACAGAGAGGAGAAAAGUGAAAUUUACAAAGUACGUCACCAAAAUAAAUUCAGCUUUUACAAACGUGUCAUUCUGUCAGAUUAAAAUAUUUAAAGUCGCCUGCUAGAUUUAUAUGUUGACCUCCAGGUCACUAUAGCAACAACACUGUCAGCUGCACUGAUGGACCAGGAUGGGGGAGAUGUGGUGCAGUACGUUGCCAUGGUAAUUGAGGAGCUACAAAAGCCGUUUAACAUUUUGCACAAAGUUGUGUAAAAAGAAGAUUCUUCCAACUUUUUAAAGAAUGUUCUUCCAGCUUUUCUGAACUAAAGAACUUUUGAUCUUUCACCCAAAAAUAAAUCAACAUUCAGUUUAUCAUUGUGGCUCCAUCAGACUGAAAUCUUUAACUUUCACCUCACAGUUUUCUGUUGUCUUCUCACUAAAAUGAAUGAAGCAUUUUCUUUCUGCUAUAAAUGUCAGUGUGAAUGCAGCAUCUUAUCAUUUAGGGGUUUUUUUCCCACUAUGUGUCUUAUUUAUUUGUGUUUGCAUGUAUGCAUGUGGGAAUUUUUGCUAUUUAUUAAUGUGCGUGUCAGCCUCCUAAAGUAAAGGUGCAUGGUCCCUGCAGGUGCUCCUGGAUUGAUUUGAUAUUGAGUUGAUAUUUAGAAUACGAGUGUAAAGAGUGUGUGAGUGUGGUCAUGCUCUCUGUCCCUGCAUGCUGAGCUGCAGCGAUGGGAGAACUUUUGCCUUGAGAGUCCAGUUGAGCCUCCUCUCCUCCAUCUUUCUGUCCAUCUGAAAAACACCCUAUGCACGCACGCACGCACACACACACACGGAGUCAAUGCAUACAUAACAUGGAGGUCUGUCGAGACCUCUGGAGGAAGUUGGUCCUCUGUAGCAAAACCCAACUGACCCCUCUGAAGACUUGGGGGGAGGAAGAAGAGGAGGACACAAACAUGAGGAGAAAAAGUUGAGAGAAUCUGAUGUAUUGUUCUCUGAAUGUAAAUACAACUUUGAGAAUGUCAGUUUUCAUUUUUUUUUCUUAUUAUUAUUCUCAUUGCUUCUUUUAUAAGAUGAACAAAUUUGUGUCUUUUUGCUCUCGGUUGCUGUUUGCGUUGUGUACUGCAGCACUCGUACUCCUCCCUGCUGUGGUCUCUGUAUCGUAGAACCUCACCCACCAUCUUAGGUUCAGCUUUUCCUCUCGUGUCACUUUGUAGACUUUUAGAGAAGAUUAGAAUCAUAGAACAGACACCC